Molecule: messenger RNA, 4212 nt
Organism: Lachnellula hyalina
Lineage: Eukaryota; Fungi; Ascomycota; Leotiomycetes; Helotiales; Lachnaceae
Gene: sepH
Product: Cytokinesis protein
Exons: 12
Coding region: 1-4212 (1403 amino acids)
Biological process (GO): protein phosphorylation
Cellular component (GO): cytoplasm
Molecular function (GO): ATP binding; protein serine/threonine kinase activity
Source: RefSeq, a predicted model, not a curated record
AUGGUCGCCCAUCCUCCAUCUUCGUCGGAACGUCAACCAAAUGGUAGGGCAGGGGCAGGGGGUGGACAUGGAAGGACGGAGAGGACUCCUGGCACACCGAGGAAAGAGGGUGGAGGAGCGGGGAAAGACAAGGCUCUUCAGGACCCGGGCCUCAAGGACUACCGUCUAGGGGAAUGUUUAGGCAAAGGAGCCUUUGGAUCAGUAUAUAAGGCGUUCAAUUGGGGAACUGGAGAAGCGGUAGCUGUCAAACAGAUCAGGCUAGGAGACCUGCCCAAAAGCGAGCUACGCAUGAUUGAGGCAGAAAUAGACCUUUUGAAAAACUUGAAUCAUGAUAAUAUUGUCAAGUACCUGGGAUUUGUUAAGUCUUCAGACUGCCUAAAUAUCAUACUAGAGUAUUGCGAGAACGGAUCGUUGCACUCGAUAUGCAAAAGCUACGGCAAAUUUCCCGAGAACCUCGUCGGAGUUUAUAUGGGUCAAAUUCUGCUGGGUCUCCAGUAUCUACACGACCAGGGUGUCAUUCAUCGAGACAUCAAGGGGGCAAAUAUUCUCACAACGAAGGACGGGAAGGUCAAACUUGCAGAUUUUGGGGUAUCGACAAGCACACUGGCUGGAGCUGAUAAGGAAGCACAAGUUGUUGGAACUCCUUAUUGGAUGGCUCCAGAGAUAAUCCAACUCUCUGGAGCCACUCCUGCUUCUGAUAUCUGGAGCUUGGGCUGUACUGUUAUUGAGCUGCUGGAAGGGAAACCACCGUAUCACAAGUUGGCUCCUAUGCCAGCACUUUUUGCCAUAGUCAAUGAUGACCAUCCACCUUUGCCAGAAGGAGUCUCACCAGCUGCUCGAGACUUUCUUAUGCAAUGUUUUCAGAAGGACCCCAACCUUCGAGUAUCUGCUCGGAAACUGCUGAAGCAUGCUUGGAUAGUAGGCUCCCGGCGUACAGAUGCACCCGUUGCAAAGCCUCCUGCCAAUUUCAGUGAAGCUGUUGAGGAAGUAAAGCAAUGGAACGAGGCACUCAGAUCGCCCACUGGAGCUGGUUCCUUCCGCCUUUCAACAAGGUCAAAUGUCGCCAGUCCAAUGCCUCCGAGGAAGGACCCUCCUCUUCGGAACGUUCACAACGAGCAACAGCCCGCGGCGAUGAUCACACCUGCCAAAGGCCCGCUUUCCUUAGCAAAGCCUAAAAACCAGGCCGAGGCAUUUCGAUCCCCUGAAAGUAUUGGUGAUGAUAAUUGGGACGAUGAUUUUGCGACCUCGAUAUCACCAAGUGCACUUCACCUUCCCCAGUUCAAGCCACAAGACAACUUUGGUGGAUUGCUCUCAUCUGAUCGAUUGAAGGCAUUCGCCUCCUUCGAUACUACAAAUGAUGAGAGUGACAAUUGGGAUAAUAACUUUGAGGGUGACCUGAUGACUAUCAAAGGUCCCCAUAAGAACAUAGAACCCGACAGCUUUGACCUCGAGACCAUUCGACCAUAUCGUGUCAAGCCUACAGUGAUCACGCAAGACCUCAAACCUGCACCCACACCAAAGAACCAUUCGAGGAAAACAUCAAGUAGUGCACCACCGCGCCCGAAAUCUCCUGUCAAGUCUCAAGUGGGAACAAAGUUCGAUUUGCCUGCCAGAUCCGCAGCAUUGUAUCGAGAUCAAUCAGUAGAAGAUUAUUCGGAUAUAUUUGUAGACAAUGACAAUCUUUUCGAUCGCCGACUCGAUAUCGUCAAGGAUGACGCACUAUCACCCAAGCUAUUCCAUCCGUCGGAUCUUACGAGUCUUCCUCGUUCAGCUCAACCGCCCAUUAUUAAUGGAAAUGGUAGCAUGAGGAGGAAGACAGCCCCUCGGAGGGAAGAUCCGUCAAUGCGAAGAACUAGAUCUUCCGUAGAAAUUCAAAGGUAUGCUGAAGACGAAGAUGACGAGGAUUUCUCGGACAUCUUUGGCAAAGAUGAUGCGAUUGUCGAGACGGACGAGAGUGAUCGGGGAUCCGAGGAUGGAGUUGGGGCUCUGAUGCUUCAUUCUAAGCUUUCGAAUAAUUCUUGGCUUGGGGAUGAAGAUGACGAGGAUGAUCCGUUUGCCUCGCUCGAACAAGGUUUUGAUGAGAUGGACUUACAGGCCAACAUUGCUCGUGACAAGCAUGCUAGGCUCUGUACAAUGGUUGAGGGCUUGGUAAGCUCUCUGAAGGUGACGGAAGAUCCUGAGACGCUUGCGGAUUUGUCAGAGCAGCUGCUUGAUGUACUCUACGAAUCUGAAGAUGCAAAGGGUCUGAUUAUCAGCGCUCAUGGAAUGCUGCCAAUUCUCGAGAUUUUAGAGCCCUGCACUGUCAAAAGCCGCCAAAGCAUGAUUCUGCGACUGCUCAAGGUGGUCAACACUAUUAUUCUGAACGACGUAGAAAUUCAAGAAAACUUAUGCUUCGUUGGUGGUAUUCCAAUCAUCACUAAGUUUGCUGCUAGGCAAUACUCGACGGAAAUCAGACUGGAAGCAGCUGCGUUUGUGCGGCAGAUGUACCAGACCUCAACGUUGACUUUACAGAUGUUCGUAAGCGCGGGUGGACUGAACGUUCUUGUUGAAUUUCUGGAUGAAGACUAUGAUGAGGCCCGAGAUUUAGUGCUAAUCGGAGUCAAUGGAAUUUGGAACGUCUUCGAACUUCAGGGACCAACACCGAAGAACGAUUUCUGCCGUAUAUUUUCGAGAAGCAAAAUCCUGUCGCCUCUUGCUUUAGUCCUAGAUCGUGUUCUUGACGAAGAGGAUGAGCUUGCUGAGCUCAUCGAGGGUCGCAUUGUCAACAUAUUCUACCUUUUCUCGCAAGCUGAGAAUUACGUCAAAGAAGUCGUAGCCGAACGCGUCGUUCUAAAACGGGUUCUCAAAGAUCUUCGACGAAUGACUCCAGCCCACCAGAUUACUAUGUUGAAAUUCAUCAAGAACCUUUCAAUGUUAUCAACGACACUGGACAGCUUACAUGCUGCUAAUGCCAUAGAGCUUCUGAUAGAUCUGUUAAGCUUAAGCAUGAAGAAAGCUCCCGCACAUUUCCGGGAGAUGUCUAAUCAGGUAUUGAAUACAAUGUAUAAUCUAUGUCGACUCAGCAAGGUGCGGCAAGAGGAUGCUGCAAUCAAUGGCAUUAUCCCAUUACUACAGAAGAUUAUGAAAACGAAACGACCACCAAAGGAGUUUGCACUUCCGAUUCUGUGCGACAUGGCACACUCGGGCAAGGUUGGCAGGAAAUACUUGUGGCAAAAUAAAGGCUUGCAAUUCUAUGUGUCACUAUUAGAAGAUCAGUAUUGGCAGGUCACAGCCCUAGAUGCUAUCUUCAUAUGGCUUCAGGAAGAAACUGCCAAAGUCGAGAAGUCUCUACUUGAGGGCAACUUUAUCGAAGCAAUUGUGCAAUGUUUCAAUGCGCCGAGAGCAAGCGCCUUUGAUUAUAACCUUUUAGAACCCUUACAGAAGCUUCUCAGGUUAAGUUCGCCUGUAGCCGCUUCUCUGGCACGGCUUGAUUUGUUUUCUGGUAUCUUCCAGAAACUCAACCACAAGAAGGCUGUAGUACGAUUAAAUCUUCUUCGUAUUGUUCGAAGUAUUUGUGAUCCAAGCGAUGGAAAGUCAGAUAGUAUUCAAGGUCACAAGCUCUUCGAGGCGAUUGAGAGCCUUGUUGAAAACGACCCUGCAGUACUAGUACGGAACAUGGCAAACGAGUUGGUAAAAUCCAACCAGGAAAGUAAGCACGAAAGCACCAGUAAUAGCCGACAACGCCCAGGACAAGUCUCAAGACGAAAGAGCUCGUUUACACCUCCAGGACUGCAUCAAAGCUCAUCGGUGCCCAUUACUCCCACGCACGUUAGUCGUGUGUCUCAAUCUUCUUUCGUGGACGGCAGCAUCACGCCGAGGCGACUGCCUGCCAGUAGUGAAUCCAUCCUCUAUCGGCCACGCAGCAGAGAUGGAAGUAUAUCACAAAUUCCCCCAACACCUCGACGCACGAGCUCUGAACUUGCAAGUGGCUCCUCCUCAACUAGCAAAAGUCGAUUACCAAGAACAUCUCUCCUCCGCAGCUCGAGGUCUUCCAUGGCAGUGCCCUCAAUCCAGGACGAGAGCUCUUUAAACAGGAGAGACAACGGCGUACGCCUACGCGGUCACACUCAAUCCAGUACUUCUGGGUCCCCGGCUAUACCACUAGGAAAUACGUCGCAGUUGAGGGAGAAGAGAAGGCCGAGGGCGCCGAGCGGAGACAUCAACUGGUCAUGA